AGACAAAAAGAACUAUAGAGAGCCAUGAAUCCUCCCAACCAAGCCACUAGAGGUAGCAUGACUAUCUCAGUGGCAGAAAAAGAUACCUCUUGUUGCAUCAUACAAAUUGAGAAACCCGUGAAACAUCUCAAGGAAUCAGCGGGUGGUCAAUCUUGUUGCAUCUUCAGAAUCCCUCACACUCUCGUUGAGGCCAAUGAAACAGCUUACAAACCGAAGAUUUUGUCUAUAGGCCCAUACCACCAUUUGGAUGGUAAAGAUGGUGGAAAUCAUCUUCAGAUGAUCCAGGAGCACAAACAACGAUAUCUUAAUAUUUUUUUAUCCAAGACAAAACAAAAAGAAGUGUAUUUGACCCACUUGCGCGAAGUGGUCCUGGGGCUAGAAGACAAGAUCAGAGGUUCCUACUCUGAGGAACUGAAUUUUAGUUCAGAAGAGUUGGUCGAUAUGAUGGUUCUUGACGGUUGUUUCAUCCUCACGUUGUUCCUGGUGAUUUCAAACAAGAGUUGGCGUGAGGAUUACCCUGAUGACCCGAUUUUCAUGUUCCGGUGGAUUCUACCAACUCUUCGAAGUGAUCUCCUCCUCCUUGAAAACCAGGUCCCCCUAUUCCUUCUUCAAGCUCUCUUUUCGACAUCAAACUUGUUUCCUUCCACUUCCACUACUAGCUUAAACACUAUCAUCUUUAGAUUCUUUGGUUAUCGAAUAAUAAGGUCAAACCAGUUUUGGAGGGACAGAAAGGAUCUUGAUGCAAAGCAUCUUCUAGAUCUCAUUCGUAAAACUUUCAUACCCAAGAAAUCUCAAGAACCGAAACAAAGCUGGACCAAUAUAUUUAACGUUUUUACAUUCCUCAAUAUAAUAAGUCAUUCCAAAACUAAAGUUCAAAAAGAGACAAAACCAACAACAAGACCAACAGAAACACUACCACCACCACCACAACCACCAACACCCCCACCAACACUAGCAAAACCACCACCAAAACUAAAUCGACCAAAGCCUCGCCCUUUUCUCAAGCUGGUUGUCUCAGCAAAAAAACUUCGACUCCGAGGAAUAAAAUUCAUGCCAAAGGAGAGUGAGACACCGCUUGACAUAACUCUCGACGAGAGUGGUGUACUUGAAAUACCGCUACUAACAUUUGAUGACUUUUUCAGCUCUCUUUUAAUCAACUGCGUGGCCUUUGAGCAGUUCAAUUUAUAUUGCACAACCGAAAUGACAAGCUAUGUUACUUUCAUGGGCUGUCUCAUAAACACUGCUGAAGAUGCAACGUUCUUAAGCGAGAAAGGGAUAAUAGAGAACUAUUUUGGAACUGGAGAAGAAGUAUCUUUGUUCUUCAAGAACACAGGCAAAGACAUUGCGUUUUCCAUAUCCAGUAGUUACUUGUCAGAUGUGUUUGAGGGAAUCAACGACUAUACUGCACGAGGUUACCAUGUACAUUGGGCAGGAAUCAAGUACACAUAUUUCAAAAGUCCGUGGACAUUUCUAUCAUCUCUUGCUGCUUUGGUACUUCUUCUGCUUACCAUUUUCCAAGCUUUCUUCGCAGCCUACCCGUAUUUUCAUCCUCGGUAGUGAUUACACCUAUGGCUCUGGCUCUCACCAAAUGUUGCACCUUUGGCUUCGUCUUCUACGUGAAGCGUUCAUCUUACCUUUUCUGUUAUAAAUUAUGACCAAUUGUAUUCGACUUCAGUACGUUUGCAAUUUCAUUUCUUUGUAUUUUGUUGAAAAGGAAUCAGGAAAAAUAAAAUGUUUUUUUCCGGAAAUAAACUAUGAUAGGAAAAAUACACGUUUUCAAUUCAUUAUAGGAAAUUAAAUAAUGAGAAGAG
Camelina sativa (false flax) is the source of this 1811-nucleotide messenger RNA. RefSeq names its product UPF0481 protein At3g47200. Lineage: Eukaryota; Viridiplantae; Streptophyta; Magnoliopsida; Brassicales; Brassicaceae. The record is from RefSeq and is a predicted model, not a curated record.